Zalophus californianus (California sea lion) is the source of this 1878-nucleotide messenger RNA. RefSeq lists its product as uncharacterized. The record is from RefSeq and is a predicted model, not a curated record. The transcript has 6 exons. Lineage: Eukaryota; Metazoa; Chordata; Mammalia; Carnivora; Otariidae. The coding region runs from base 1 to 1002 and encodes 333 amino acids.
AUGCCGCCCCGCGCCCUGCGCCGCGCCGCCGCCGCCGCUCCGCUCCGUCUGCGGGCCCCGCCGCCGCGCUCCGCCGGCUUAAAGCCCCGACCCGCUCGAGCUCGCCAUUGGGCCUCGCUACCGGGGGUCUCGCGCGCCGACCGAGCUGAUUGGUCGCUGGGGCUUCAUUCACGGCCCCCCUACCGUCCGCGUACCUACUCACGCCCCGGGGGCGCGGCCGCCACGUGGGGAGUGGCGCGGGGGUGGCACUGGGACCGCACCCCCUCUCGUCCUGGCUGCGUGGGCCCCGCUUACCCCCGGCGCAGGAGACUCGGAGCCCGGCAGGUCCCACACUCCACGCGAACUGAAUUCCCGCCCGUCUCCUGCCCGGGCGGCCAAGAGGCGGCGGCGGGGAUUGCGGGCUCCGGGAGGCGCUCGGGCUCCGAGAAGCAGCUCAGCCCCGCGCUCCUCCCUCCGCAGUGUCGCUGCCGGCGGGCCGGGAUUCCCGCGGUCUCGGCGGCUGCGAGCGGGAGGCGGCGCGGGUCCCGGCUCGGUUCCGGCGCGGCUGCUCUCCUCGGCCGCCUCGCCUCCCGCGGCUUCCAGCCGGCACCGAGCUCUCCUCUGCGCGCCUCCCUGGCCGGUCUCGUUUUUCCCUCUUCUCCUUCUAGACCCAGCGUCGCAACUCCGCCGACCUACGCCCGACCCGCCCUGGCUUCCUGCCUCAUGCGGGUUCCCCUUCUCCUGGGCUCCGCCGACCAGUUGUGUAUCGAGCUGGAGGAUGUAGAAGGAGGAGGAGAAGGAGAACAAGAAGAUGAGACACUGGUCAGCCCUGAGGACUGGGUGUCCUACCUGGCGAGACGGAGCAAGACACCGACCACUGACUCGUGGCUGACCUGGGACAGAUGGAGUGACAUGUCCUGUGUGGUCCCAGGGACAAUGUUUGGGCCAAUUCAGGGAUGUUGCAAAGAGGCAGAUUUUGGCUCAGUUCAAGGAAGAACUUCGCAACAAUUGCUGAUAUUUUAACCACGAAAGAGGCAAAAAAGGAGUUUCAGUCCCCGGAGGCCUCGAGCAGAAUACGGACUUGCCGAGGAUGCUGAAGAAGGGAGCCAGGCUCCAGGCACAUCGCCUGUGUUCUUCCGAAGCAUUCGGUCGCCCCAUCCGCCCUCUGAAUUAGAUGAAUUAGAGGUAGUGGCAGCAUGGCAGUGAGCUUCAUCCUGGCUGCCAACUCUGGCCAAUUACGAACGUCUGCCUGGAGUGGUGCGUGGAAGAGGAUUUCCAGGCCAAGUCGGAUUCCCCAGAAGAGACUGUGAUCGAUUAAUGAUGUCUGCUGUGGGUGUCCCUCCCAUUCCUCCUACCUGCUGAAGGGUGGCCUCACCACCCGCUGGAAGAUCUGUCGGCUUGGACUUUGAUCUGCAGUCAAAUGCUCUGCCCCUGAGCUAUACCCCCUGUCGGCUUGGACUUUGGAGCACGUGUGCCCCAACUCAGCUCUUUGUCGAUGGUCACUCUGCCAUCGCUGGAACUUUUCUGGGAUGUGACUUGGGGCUCCUCCCCUCCUGCCUGGGUUUGGAUUCCAGCCUUCCCCGGCUGGCCCUCCCUGCCCAGUUGCCCGGGUCAUUCCCAGGCAGCCUCACUUGGAUAUGGUUCCCCGCACGUGCCGGCUGCCCCGCAGGGACGGGGACUAUCUUCCCUGUCUGCCCCAGGCUCCCAAGCCCCGGCCCACAGCUGUGCUGGAACAGGAGUGUGAUGGAUCAUGCCAGUGCCUGAGUUCUUAACUUGCCAUCAUCCAGUGCCUCCCCCCACCCCCUUACAGUUUUCUCCCUUUACCGAUGGUUUUGUAUGGAAUUUAAAAUAAAAAAGAUUGGUUAAAAGUUGGAAACCGUGUAAGUGAAAAUAAAAGCA